Messenger RNA from Branchiostoma belcheri (Belcher's lancelet), 6704 nucleotides. RefSeq names its product protocadherin-18-like. Lineage: Eukaryota; Metazoa; Chordata; Leptocardii; Amphioxiformes; Branchiostomatidae. The record is from RefSeq and is a predicted model, not a curated record. Gene Ontology annotation, molecular function: calcium ion binding. Gene Ontology annotation, biological process: homophilic cell-cell adhesion. Gene Ontology annotation, cellular component: plasma membrane.
CCCCAGGCUCCGCCCCCCGUUCCGCCGCCUACCAAGCAGGGCUCAGUUCUCGUGACCACUUCAUAGCAGUCGGACGCGUCUCCGCUGCGCUCCUCGCUCGAGCUUGCCUGGGAGUGUGCAUGUGUGUUUUUCUUACACCAGGCUACAAGACGUUAGGACUACCUACCGCCGACGUGGUUCACAAGGAUUUCUUCGAGGACUUUUCUUCUAGGAGGAGACAUAACGUUGCCAUCAUCUGUCGGACUUCUUUCUUGGAGAUCGGGUUCGUGUGUGAAGAUUUCUUCAAGGCGUGUGCGUUUUUUUCUUCAAGGAGAUAUCGUUGAACCACGCGUGUGGAUUUCUUCUCUGUAAUUUCUAUCUUCUACAGUCGGUUUGUGUACCAAAGGUUGGAAGCCGGCCACUUCUGAAACUUCGCCCGCGGAAAGAGCCACGACAUUAAAAACCGAGCCGCUUUUUUUCUCUCUACCGGGCCCGUGAGUCAGAUGUGAGGAUAUGUGUGUGCACUUCUCGCCAGCGGCCACAUACCAGUGGGACAGGAGUACACGGUGAGAUAGAUUGCCUCCCCAUUCAGCACUGUCGUUAUCAGUACUCAGCACAGUGGAAACGCUAUCUGUGUGGAACGGAUUGAAACGGUUGUCGGUAGGUCCGGGCUCGCCUGCUUUCCUUAUACACACGGCCGCUUUUUCAAAACGCUCAGUAAGGCAUGUAUGUAACGCUUUGGAUGUGCGGAGAAACAGUUUCAUUCAGAGCUAGCAUUGGCUUGUAGGUUCGCGUUACGGAAAGCUUAUUGAAGAUUUACUCCUCGGACGUGAGCUAUUGUAGCGGGAGGCUCGUCUGUUUACAGAAGGGACGGCUCCAGCUGGCCACUUUGUUUUGAGAAGAAACGGACUAAAAAUCUGUGUCCGCAAAAAUCGUGUUAUUCUGACCGAGUGAAAGUGUUGUUUUUAUCUUAGAAGACCACAAUGGCCCCAGUACGGACGUUAAGUCUGUGGUUUUUCGUGCUGUGCGUUCUCACGGUGUGUGUCAGCGGGACUGAGGUGAGAUACUCGGUAUUGGAGGAAGAGCCGCCGAACACUUAUAUCGGGAACCUGGCGCGGGACUUGGGAGUGGUGGGCGCCGCUACGCCGCGGACUUUUGCGAUCCUGUCCAACUCGUCCCAGUCGCGGGUGACAGUUGACGAGGUGACCGGCGUGCUGUCAACGGACGGGCGGAUCGACCGGGACGUGCUGUGCCCGCGGGCGCAGGUCUGCGAGGUGGGGCUGGAAGUGGCCAUGCUGCCAAAACAGUUCUUUCAGCUAAUUCAAGUACGGAUCACGGUGGAGGAUCAGAACGACAACACGCCGCGCUUCCGCAGCAAUCAGGUCACCUUAGAUCUCUCGGAGGCGACCGCAGUGAACACCCGCGUGCCGCUCGACAGCGCUACGGAUCUGGACUCGGAGCGGUUCUCCGUUCAGACUUACAGCCUGCAGACCACAGCCGACCACGCGCCGUUCGACAUCAAUAUCUUCGAUGGCGUGGACGGGAGUAAGAACGUGGAACUGGUGGUAGCGCAGGCCUUGGACCGGGAGACGAACCCCAAAUACCGCCUCGUCCUCACCGCGUACGACGGCGGCAACCCGCGGCGCUACGACAGCCAAGUUCUGGAGGUCAACAUCUUGGACACAAACGACAACAGCCCGGUCUUCGAGGAGGAGAGCUACUCAGUGGACAUCAUGGAAAACACGCCCGUCGGAACGCUUGUUUUGGAUCUGAACGCUACCGAUCCAGACGAGGGAACGAACGGAGAAGUUGUGUAUUCUUUCAGUAACUCCAUGUCAGACUCUCUUCUCGCGCUGUUCGCCUUGGACCCGAUAACGGGCAGAAUGACGACUAACGCCCCGUUAGACCGAGAGUCGGCGGCGGGGAGAGUUUUCCAGCUCACGGUGCAGGCCCGAGACAGGGGCGUCAACUCCGCACCAACCUUCGCGACGGUCCUCGUCAACGUCGGCGACACAAACGACAACGCGCCCCUGGUGACCCUGAACUUUGUCACCUCGUCCGAAGGGCCGGUAUAUCUCUCCGAAGACGUCCCGGUCGAUACGUUUCUGGCGUAUCUCAUGGUCUCAGACCGAGAUGGAGGGAGAAACGGGCGAGUGAACGUGACACUAGACGGCGCGAAUAAACAUUUCAGACUCAAAACUGUCCCGCAAGGUGACGGCCAGUACCUUAUUGUCACGUCGGCAAAACUAGACAGAGAGACGUUACCGACGUACAACGUGACUGUCAUAGCAAAAGACGCCGGGCGGCCGCCACGGGUGUCCUACAAAUCCUUCGAUAUCAUCCUCAUGGAUGUGAGCGAUAACGCGCCGGAUUUUGGGACCGACCGGUUGGAGUUUGAGCUAGCGGAAGAAGGAGAAGCGGGGCGUACGUGGGGACGGACCACCGCCACCGACCCGGACCAGGGAGCGAACGGCCAGGUCGUCUACUCCACCAGCGACGGCGACCAGACCGUCUACGUGGACCCAGAGAACGGUAACAUCAUCGUGAACGAGGUAAUAGACCGGGAACUCCGUGAGGUUAUCCAGUUUACCAUGGUGGCGCGGGACGGAGGGGUGCCCUCCCGUAUGGGGUCCGUACUUGUCACCAUCAGGAUUACGGACAAAAAUGACAACGCUCCCGCCUUCACGGAACCCAUGUACCCUUUCUACAUCACCGAAUCUGUAGCGGUGGGGACUUCUGUAGGUACUGUUGUAUCCACUGAUUUAGACAUGGGAAGGAAUGCCGAACGGCGGUACAGAAUCAUACAGGGGAACGAGGAGGGGAAAUUCUCCAUAAACCCGGAGAGUGGAGUCCUGUACACGGCAGACAAGCUGGAUUAUGAGCAGGUGAGACAAUAUGAGUUGAUUGUUGAAGUUCGUGACAGGGGGGUGCCACAGAUGAGUGACACUUGUUUGGUCAGGGUCUUUGUCCAAGACGAAAAUGACAACAAACCUGAAAUCACCUUCCCUAACGACAGGAGGAAUGUAGUGUAUGUGCCCCUCACCGCUCCGGUCGGUUACCUAGCAACCAGCAUCCAGGCAGUGGAUUGGGAUGAGGGGCCGAAUGGGGAACUGUCCUAUUCUAUCACUAAUGGCAACCGUUUGGGCAUUUUUGUCAUCUCUGAGCUGGGGGAUAUCAGGACUGUGAAACUGAUCAGGCCUGACUGGGCGGGGCUGUACACCCUGACUGUCAUGGUAACAGACCAUGGUGCCACGCCCACCUCGGCAACCACCCUCCUCAACAUCUUCCUGAGUGACGCCGUUUAUAACGGCUCCACUAUGAUUGGUGGGGACCUACUCCCAGCAAACGUUACAGACUGGAACAGGUUUAACAUUGCCAACACCCGACCAAAAGACGACGGCUUCAGCAUCCCGAUCAUCAUCGUGAUCGCGCUGAGCUGUGCUCUCGUUCUGCUGGUGUCCAUCGUGGUCGUGGUCAUCCUCAAAUGCCGGCGCAGAAACAAAGACGAGAGGACGUACAACAACGCCGAAAAACAGGUGAUGGCCUCGCAACAGAGGAACUCUGCAGGCAGAGGCAGCGGGAGGAAACGAAACACGAGUCACAGAGAAAUUGUGGUGACUGUAAAUGAGGCAGCGCAUAAAAUGGACUACAAUGACAUCAUCAAAGAAGAACCCGACGGACAAGAGAGUUCAAGUCCGGGUUCGCUCACGGAAACCUCCCCGCCAGACUCGGAGUCCAAACUCCUUAAGAAGGACCCUCCAAAAGUUAAGAACCUGACAAAGAAGGAGCAGCCUGUAGGAGCGGAGAGCGAGACGGAUGAGUCGGGAUCAGGAGCAGAGCGGAAGGAAGGACCGGAGGCAUCGUGUGAAGAUGAGGAGGCUCGUCUGUUGAGGAUGCUGAAGGACGGACAUACCUCGGACGAGAGCCUGAACUCCACCCAUAGCAACCACGAUAGCGGGCGUGGCUCCGUCCAUAGCAACCAUGACAGCGGCCGAGGCGACAGCGACAAGGAAGUCCGCAGCUCUCCCACUGCUGACCUUCGACCCCAAAGUUGUGAAGGAGCUUCGAACAAGACAGAACUACCAGUAGAGACAGGUAUGCCGCCACCCCCUUGUAACGUGCUGUCGCGCUGCACCCAGGAGUGCCGCAUCCUGGGCCACUCGGACCGCUGCUGGAUGCCGGUUCCGCCCAACAACCACAUCCCCAACAUCAACGGCAGCAACAACAACUCGCCAUCCCACCACAGUCGCCUCAACUCACCAGUACGGAACAGCCCAGAGAAAGCCAAGAUCCUGAAGAUCAAGGACUUCAACAACCCUUCCUCGGGAAAUGGAAGGAAGGUCACCUUCGUUGACCAAAGGCCAGAUUCUCCAGUGAGCUACGACGGGUCGCAUCACUCCUCCCCGACCAAUAGCAGCAAGGGGUUGAACCUGAAAAACUCCCCGUCGCACGUGGCCGCGGCCGGCUAUCGGAAUUCUCCUGUGAAAACUAUUGGGAAGAGUUUGUACGAGGAUACCAACAGGAAUGCGGCGUACAAUAGCCCCAACCGGAAUGCGUUUGUGGAUAACAACGUCGCCCAAAGAACUCCUUACGAAGAUUCCAACAAAAAUUCCUACAGUCCACAUCACGCGGACCCCAGAUUUACUGGGUACGAGGGCGUCAAACCCAACAGGAAACCUCUGUGUUUACGGACCUUCGACCCCAACAGAGAGUUCAAGGGCACGACCUUGGGGGACAGUAGCACGAGUUCUGAGGAGGGGAACGAACUCUACAACAUGGAGGAUGUUUCCGAAGUGUUGGACAAUGUGGAAGGGACCCCGCCAGACAGUCCUUACGGGGAGAGUCCGUAUAAGCCCAAAGAACUGGCACGGGAGCUUGACGAACUCACCUUCAGCUCCUUCAGAGUUUAAAAUAUAGUAUGUAUCUCAUAUUGAAAAUAUAUAUCUGUGAAUAUGAUGUAUGAUUAUUGUUGUGUUGAAAAGUACCAAAUGCAUAAGCGCAGUCGACCGACCGGUAAUGCCAGAAUUGCUAUGGACGAUAAACAAGAUUGUCAGCCUCUACUUAGGUGAAAUGGAGGGAAAACGAUUUUCCACACUGAGUAUUGAAUAUUCUAUUGGAGAAUUCAAGGGCAAACUCAAGGGCAAAGGGUAGAGGUCAUUGGCUUUCCAUCAGGUGUCUGAGAGGUACUUACUGGUGAUGAUAUGCAAGCUGCACUUUAUCAUGAUUUGUGGACCAAAGUUAUGCUAUGAUAUUCGGGCGGUUUCUCGAAGAAUACCAAUGACUUGUGAGAUGAUGGCAGAAUAUUCUAGAUACAUGAUAUCCUUCUUGUAGUGACGUCCAGUGAAGGUAUUGUCACACCCCUGCAUGUACUAUUGGUCACUUUAACUGUGGAAGGACAUUUUUCAAAUUUCGAGGGCACCAAGUCAGAAGUCUUGCAUCUCAAAUCUGAAUUUACAUGUCAUUGGAAGAACAAGCCCUCCUCUAUCCUAUUGUGUCUUGCAAUCUAUCAUAACUGCUUGACGUAUGUAGAUAAUUCUAGAGAUAUUUCAUUGACAUCCACACUGACUCGGAAUAUGUAAUGUCUUUCCACCGCUGAAGUGACGAGUGUUAUGAUGAACUGGCAGCGUAAUGUACCAGUGUUCAACCUCCCUGUCUACCUCGCGUAAUAACCCUUCCCAGGAGCCACCCUCCUAAAUCACAGCUCCAUUUCCGCUCCCUCCUGGCCAAGCUUUGCCAGGUUGUGCUGUCAAUCAGAAUAAAGCAAUUCCAUGCUGGUAUUUUAUGCUGGCAGUGUAGAACUACAGUAGAGUAGACAAGGACGUAUAGCCCUCAAUGGGCUUUGUGCACAAUUGAAAUAUAGAAUAUUUUUUUGCAAAAUUCUGUUUAUGUUUUACCUUCAUAUGCUACUACAAAAUGUUGAUCAUUGUUUCUUACACUGACCACUUUGUAUCUGGAUAAUCAAGUCAAUAGCCCGACAUAUCAAUUUUUUUUUACUUCAUGCACAGUUCAUAGAAAUGUUAAACACCAUUCUAUAUUUUGUAUCAUUAUCUCUGUUGUGACAUAAUUGUUUUAAUAUCAAUCUUAAUUGUCUUUAGAACAUUGUUAUUAGUCAGAGAUUCUAAAUCUUUGGCUAAAUCUUGUCACUCCAAAGUCAAAGAGACCAGUGUUUUUGUAUGUUACGAGAGCAUCUGACAGAAGAAGAGAGAAAAUUUAUAAUAGCCUCUGGGAUGACGUCCGCAUGUACAAUGUAUAUUCAUAUCAGUCAUCUAUCUGCUUGAAGAAGGAUCAAUCUAAUGUUCUCAGAUGUUAUAGGCCCUAUAGGUUCUGGAAACUUCAAAGGGUCUUUUAUACCAUAUCAGAUACAUGUACAUUAUAGCAAACCUGAAUGUAGUGCCAAUCUGUGUAGCUUUAAGUAUCUUCCACAUUUUUAUAUAUUUUUGUUAUUAUUAAUGUUUGUUGAAAAAUAGCAUCAUUUAUUCAAAGUAGAUUUUAUUAUUGUCUUGUAGGCUCAUUUGUCAAUGUUUUUUUUAUUCAAAUCUUAUAUUUCCAGUAAAUAAUUUUUCCUUAAUUGGCUAGAUCAGCCCAUUGAUUGUGAGUUGGUUUGUUGAUCCCACUGUCCCUACACAAUGCAAUAAGAAUAUUGUGGAAAAACGUAUGUUUGAAGUGUGGUUACACUAUGUAUUUUUACCAAAUUGAAUAGAAUAAUGUAAAGCUGACACUGGUGG